Molecule: messenger RNA, 144 nt
Organism: Peronospora matthiolae
Lineage: Eukaryota; Oomycota; Peronosporomycetes; Peronosporales; Peronosporaceae
Source: the annotation of a GenBank genome assembly
AUGCUGCUUCUUCCGAUGAAGAACGCCCUUGCGCUCAAGCAUCUCGCAGAGAGCCUUGUGCUCCCGAUGGUGGGCAUCAACAAGGGUCUGAAGAGCAGUUAUCUCAUCCCGAGACCGAUCAACAAUCCCACGAGCUACCCUUAG